UUUUUUUUUUUGUUCUACAAUAGAUUGGGGCUUCUUUUUUUUUUAUUAUUUAUUUAUUUAGUAUUUUUACUUUAUUUAUUUAGAAAUGUCUGAUGAAGAAUAUGAAGUAGAAGCUAUUAGAGCUGCCAAACGACCCAAAGGCAGAAAGAAAUCAUACCAAUAUUUGAUCAAGUGGAAAGGAUAUGAUAGUGAUGAAAAUACUUGGGAAUGGGAACGGAAUAUAACAGCACCUUUACUUCUUGAACAAUUCUGGAAAGAGAACCAACCAUCCAAAACCAAAAAACAAAAGAAACCAAGGAAACAACCUCAAGUAGUGAUAGCAAGUAGCGAUGAAGAUGAGACUGUUGAACAGACCUCACCCCCUGAUACGCGUCCAGCAUCAGAAAGAAGAAACGAAAAAAACGUGAUAGGAGAUCCUUCUUUUACCGGGACAAGAGCCUAUUUUUUGUGUCAUGGUGAUUUACGAACAAUACGGUAUGAAGGGAAUAUAUACAAGGUGGAUAAUGGAUUUAGAGCUCAUUGGGAUUGGAAAAAAAGAAUAUCAAGUAUUGAAAGGGCUAUCACGUGGAGGUAUCAUGGUUUGGAUGAAAUUUAUUUUCUUAUUCGUUGGUAAGUAUUAAAUAAAAUAAAAAAUAAAAAAAAAAUAAAAAAAAAAUAAUCUGUUUUUUAUUUCUGAUAGGGAUGAUGAUGUUGUUGCUGCUUAUGAAUCAGAGGUGGUACGAUUCAAAUGUCCACAGAAGGUAAAAGAAAUUAACAUCCUUGGGAAUUUUCAUGACUAACUUGAUAUUUUGUAUUAGAUUAUUGAUUUUUAUGAAGAAUGGUUUGUCCUGACCGCUAAUUCAUG
Halteromyces radiatus is the source of this 844-nucleotide messenger RNA. RefSeq lists its product as uncharacterized. Gene Ontology annotation, biological process: chromatin organization; negative regulation of transcription by RNA polymerase II. NCBI's taxonomy places the organism in Eukaryota, Fungi, Mucoromycota, Mucoromycetes, Mucorales, Cunninghamellaceae. The record is from RefSeq and is a predicted model, not a curated record. The transcript has 3 exons. Gene Ontology annotation, cellular component: pericentric heterochromatin. Bases 86 to 613 code for a protein of 175 amino acids. Gene Ontology annotation, molecular function: chromatin binding.